GGUAGCCGGACGCUUUGCGCCGGAAGGUCCGAGGUCUCUGCGGAAGGAUGGAGGGGGAGCGCGUUCGCGUGCCUCGGCUCGCGGGCGUCUCUGCAGAGCACUUUACACAGCACCUCUACCCGCAGGUGGGAAGCGAGGGGAGACUCGUCCGAACCUUUCCGGCGGCCCCAGACGCGAGAAAGCCUCUUGUGUUGAAAGGACUUGAUCUGGGGCCAUGUACAAGCAAAUGGACAGUGGAUUACCUAAGCCACGUUGGAGGGGCAAGAGAGGUGAAGAUUCACGUUGCCACAGUUGCACAGAUGGACUUCAUUAGUAAGAACUUUGUAUAUAGAACUUUACCUUUUAACAAGUUGGUCCAGAGGGCAGCUGAAAAGAAGCAUGACGAAUUCUUUAUUUCAGAGGAUGAGAAGUACUACUUACGGUCACUUGGAGAGGAUCCUAGAAAGGAUGUUGCAGAUAUCAGAAAGCAGUUUCCUCUGUUAGAAGGCGAUAUUAAGUUUCCAAAAUUCUUCAAGGAGGAGCAGUUCUUCUCUAGCGUUUUCCGAAUUAGUUCACCUGGAUUACAACUUUGGACGCACUAUGAUGUGAUGGAUAACCUCUUAAUACAAGUGACAGGAAAGAAGCGCAUUACACUGUUCAGUCCUCGUGAGGCCCAGUAUCUGUAUCUGUCAGGUUCUAAAUCGGAAGUGCUAAACAUUGAUAAUCCAGACUUGGCUAAAUAUCCACUCUUCUCCAAGGCGAGAAGGCAUGAAUGUUUGCUUGAAGCUGGUGAUGUGUUGUUCAUCCCCGCUUUAUGGUUCCACAAUGUAAUUUCUGAAGAGUUUGGAGUGGGAGUGAAUGUCUUUUGGAAGCACCUUCCGUCUGAGUGCUAUGACAAAACAGAUACCUACGGAAACAAAGACCUGACAGCAGCAUCAAGAGCUGUGCAGAUUUUGGACAGAGCCCUGAAAACACUGGCUGAAUUACCAGAGGAAUACAGCGACUUCUAUGCUCGGAGGAUGGUCUUACACAUUCAAGACAAAGCCUACAGCAAGAACUUGGAGUAAAUAAGGAAGUAAACGCAGUGAAUAUAAACCUUACAAUGAAAUUUAGUUGAAAUAUCGGAAGGGAAUAACAAAUAUCGGAAGGGAAUAACAAGAUUGAUGCUUUGUUAAGACUGGAACAAUAACUCAGUCUCAGAUUUGCAUAUUAAAUAGGCACGUGGGUGGGUGUUUUCGUGGGUUCUGCUAGCUGCAGAUUCACAAGUAAAGAAUGCUGUGCUGAGACCACUGUUCAGUUUUAAGAUGCAAAUAACAAAAUUCAGCUUAAAGUGACUUAAAUAAAAUAUAUUGAAUCACAGUCCACAGUGUCUGCUAGGCGUCAGUGUUUUCAGUCCGGUGACUCAGUGAUGUCAUCAGAAACUUUUUUCCAGUUCCCCCCACAGCACUGGCACAUCUGAGGCCAGCUGCCCUUGUCCUGGAUGGUGGCCAGUAGCAGUCAGGGCCUUGCGCGUCUUCAUUUGCAUGCAGCGUACGAGCCUGGCCGCGUCCCAGGGACCUGGCCUGGCACAAGAGCACUUUCCCAGGACUGCCACUGAGUCCUUGGGGCCCACUGCUCUCAGAGGUCAGACCCGCCCAGCCCUAGCUGGUCAUGGCAGAGGGCCUGAAAUGCGCCUUAGGCUAGUCAGGCCUGUGGGCACUGGAGUGGAUGCCUGCUUGAAGACAUGAGUAGAGAAGAGGGCAGAGUGGGCCCUCUGUUUCAGAAACGGGGUUCUGAUAGCAAAGGGAAAAGGGUUGUGCCCCUGAGAGCAGUGUCACCUACAUUUGCCUGUACUCAGAAUCUUUUGAGGCAGUUUUAAAGAUGCAGACACCAGGCUCCAACCACGUAGACUGGCAGAGCAGGUACGGAACUGGUACACGUACACAGCAGACUUCCCGGGGUGUGUGGGUGCAGUCGGGACAGUCACUGGAUUGCACGGUCGUGACUUGGAUUAGAGUUGUGAUUUGUCCACAGCAAAUGUUUGCUCUGGUUCUGGUUUUUCCUGCUACCCAAGAUGUCUGCUAUUUUUGUUAGAGAAUACAUCAGUUGUAGAUUAUAGCCAUGUCUAAACUGUAGCCUAAUUAAAGUUUUUCCCCGAAAUACUUUUUCAUCUAUUCCUUUUUAAAAGAAAUGUUUUUCAUUUUAAGGAUAAAUGAGCUCGAGAGCCUAAGAAUGAUACUGUCUUGAAGACAACGAGCCGCUGUGUAGGGAUCUGUGCUGCCGUCUUACACUCCUUACACUCACAUCACCAGCUAGGGCCCCAGAGCAGACGCGCACUCCAGACAGCCUCUGCGCAUCCUCCGGGUGCAGUGUGGUCAUGAAGGAAGUCAUCCCCGACGGCAGCCCCCUCAUUUGUGUCCGUGUUUGUGGUUGGGUUAACUUCAGGCAUAGAAGAGCAAAUUACAGUAAACGAGAAAGGAAGAGUAUAUUAAAAAUUCUUACUUUUCUAAGCGUCCUGGGAGAUACUGAAAUUAUUGAGAUCAGCAAAGGUUAGAAAGUCAGAAAGGAAUUGUUUCAAUGUAUUAGCUAUAUCUGACUAUCCGGUUUUGAUCUUUGGCUACUUAGGUUACAUCAAAAACUUCUGUAGAUUCCUUUAGUUCAGGAGGGAAAAGGACCUCUUAGUUUGCACAGUAUAGUCAGCUUUUAAUAAAAAUCCUUGUUUUUUCCUUAACCAGUAAAAGAAUGGGUGCAAAGUGUAAGUCCAGAGUUCUGUAGAAAACGUGCACAUAAAAUAGCUACAGUUGGUCUACUCAAUGUUCAUUUUCUUUUUUUUUUUUCAGUGUUCGUUUUCAUUCAGUGUGGUUAGUGAGGAAGCGAACUGGGCACUCUUGGGUGAGUUAAAUAACCUGAGAGGCCUGUUUUCCUCAACUUUAAAGUGAAACUGCAUAGGCUCGCUGCGGGAAUCCCCAGGAGACAGCUGGCAGCCGUGUAGUGGGCCCAUUUAAUGUGUUCUUUCUUUGCUGAGAGCUGAGGUAGCUCCUCUUGCAGUAUUAAGUAUUUAGAAAGCUAUAAACGAACACUUUGGGAUGUUUUAAAAUUAUUUCCCUGGGUAAACUUUAAAAUCAAAAUAUUUUAUCUCUGGGUUAGGGCCAAAUAAAAUACAUGAUACAUGUUUCAUGCAACUUUUCAGGGAUUCUGAAUCUUACUGUUGGAAGGAAUUUUAAAUUACCUAAUUAAUCCAGACUGCAGGUGCAGACAGGUGGGACGGAAAUGGAUCAGAGUUCUGGUGACUGUGGGUAACUCCUUUCUCCCUGUGUGCAGCACACCUCUGACACUUCUGAACAGGUCAUGCAUAGCUUUUCUUGGGCUGGAGUACGGAGCCUGACAACAUGCACAAGGGAAUUUUUUCUUUCCCAGCAAAACUCACUGCACUGCUUACUAGAUACACAAGGAUUCAAAAUAAAACUAAUGAACGAGUAAAUGGUAGACUAUAAUAUGAGAACAGUACGACAGUGCCAAAGAGUAAGGCGGAAGUGGAUGUUACAGCAUGGAAUUUUUCUAGUGUGACUACAUGUGAUAUGAAAAUAAGUCAUGGUAGCUAAACAUUUCUUUACACAGGCUGUCGCCAGUGAUAGUCGCUGCCUGUGUGAAGAGGCUGCACAGCCAGGUGGGGAGAUGAAUCUGCAGUUUGAUUUGAAUUUCUGCUCAUGGUCAUGUCGUGUCUGGAGCAUCAUAAUCCCCUUUCAUGGACAGUAUUUUAGUACUUGAGUACGCUGGAAUGCUGAUCAGGAAUUUCAAACUUCAUUCCUGAAGUAUCAAAAGAAACAGUAAACACAGGUUACUCUGUAGCCUUCCAUCCUUUUGAAGAUUUGUGAACACUCGGAAGGAACCUACUAACAAAGCUUCUGUUACCUGUUAAAUCAGCAGACAUGGAAGCUGAACCUGAGAUGACCAGAAAACAUUUUUAAGAAUGCAGCAAGUUUCGAGGCAGACCUGGAUGGAACAGAUCUGUAACAGUUCCCCCUUCAGUGCUAGACAUGAUCUGGGGGAACUAACAGAUCGGGUCGUCCUGCUUUGAGCACAUGGGCCCUAAGUGCUGGGAGCUUUUAACACACCUAGAAGUAACUACUAGAAUGGUCAUCCCAAGUCACUCCCUCAACCUGCUAACUGGUGAAUAAGCUGCUGGUCCUCUCUGCCUUCGUGAGGUGCAGUGUGAGUUCCACGUAUCUCCUAAUGCACAUUUUUCAACUUAAAGGCCCUGUCCCUUUGUCCUUGCUGAGACUCCACAUCCAACACCCACACUCGGAGGGGUUUAUUCUGGUCAUUUAUGGCGUGCGGUGGCUAGCUCCAGGCAGAAAGGGCAGGUGAAAAGGCCUGAGCAGGGCAAAGCUGCUCAGGCCCUGGCAGUCAGGAAACAGAGCAACCAGGAGGGAGAUAAACCCAGGUUGCGCCUCAGUGGCUCCCUCCAUCCAGGCCCCACAUCCUUAAAGCACAUUUAGCUGAGCCCCAGAUCAAUCAGAUUUCAGCAGCCCUACCUACAAGUGCCUGAGGCUUUGAGGGGAAAAGUAGAGACAGAGGUAACAAGCCCUCAGAGAACUACACGAGUGGCUUUCUUAUGAACACUACCUGGUUUCACAUCUGCCCCUUUCUACACAUUUCCAGACUAACGUCCUGAGACUUCGUGCUGUGUCCUCAUUGCCUAGACCAGUGAUGGCAAGCCUUUUAGAGCUUUCAAUAACAGCUGGCUGCAGGACGUGUGCCACAGGUUCACCACCAUUGGCCUAGACCCUCCUGCAUCUGGUGGGUGUUCAGAUACGGAAAGAAAUGAAACAUGGAUCACCAGAUUCUAACCAAGAUUUUUAAGGAGCUACAGGAAUACAGAUAUCCAAAAUGACUUGCAAAGAAAAAGAAUAACUUAUUUGCUAAGAGACUUUGUUCUCUAGGAAACCCACCAGAAGAAAUUGAUACAAUGUGCAUUCUGAGUAAUAGAAAAUGAGUCAGGCAUAGUUUCACACGCCUAUAAUCACAGCACUUAAGAGGCUGAGGCAGGAAGACUGCUGUGAAUUUGAGGCCAGCCUGAACUAUACAGUGAGACCCUGUGUCUAAAUAAAGAGAUAUGCUUCUACGGAAGAGAUGGUCAAAGUUGCACAAGUGAAAAACAUGUUAUGUUAAUGAAAAUACAAUAGAAAAACUGACAAUGUCGAAGUACCUUUUCCAUUAUCAAUCUGAAGUCUUAAUAAAAAACAUCCAAACACUUCUCUAGAUUAACUUUAAUACAAUUAUACAUUCAUGCUGUGGCGGUAACAACUUUCACAUUAUUCUUAGGACUUUUUUCAACUGACUCAUCACAAAGGCACAGUCCAAGAGGAUACACUGACAUUCACAAUCACGGUUUAGAACAGAAACAAAAAGGACCUAUCCCUGUAAACAGAAACCACUUGAGUAUGUAUCAACUUGCAUGUAUUUUCCUUAUGGAGAUAUUCUUCCUUCUAAGCAGUCUCACUUUGAUGUGAUGGCAGGUCUAGGACUACUAAUAUCCAUUCAAGAUAUGACAGUUACAGUAAAGCAUUUACAGGACUGGAUGGCUGAAGAACUCAGGUUUUUAAGUAUCUCAGAUUUUAAAAAACGACUCUUCUGUUAAAAGUCCUAACUGUUCAUUUCAGUUUACCCUGUGAAGAUAAACCCCUUUCCCUAGAUACACUUCAGUUUCUUUUCGGGGGCAGUGUCACGGAGUCUAGGCAGGCGCUCUGCCGUGAAGCCACAUCCUCGGCUCCCACAGGUCAGUUUACCCAAGGAUGAAACAAACCGCAGCAAACCACCCAAUCACCACGCUUAAAGCGAAGUUCUUCGUAACAUGUUCGAAUCACAUAGAUUAUUUAUACGUGGGGGAGUCUUUGGUCUCAAAAGAGCGAGCAGGUAUUUAAAGAAAAUGGAGCAAUAUGAAACUACUUUGUCUUAGACGAACUUGGGUACUUUUCUGUAGUUUACAGAAUUAAGUGCUAACUUUUAAGCAUCUGGUUAAGAAUCUCAUGUUUCUGAACACUACACUUGGAAUGCAUUUAUAGUCAUUAAGUUAAAAGAACCAAGAAAUUAACAUUUUUAUUUUAUGUUUAACGAAGUUUAGCUCCUCUGGGUCACUCAGACUAAUGCGUCUUUAGUGUCUUAUUUUUUCAGUCCUAAAGCAGCAUGUUAUUUCCCUGCUUAUUUUAUGACCUGUGAAAGCUAAUUAUUAAUAAAGUAUAAAAAAAGAGACCCCUUUGAUCACACAGCUAUAUUUCAGGAUUGGCUGAAACUGGGUUUUUAAGAUGUAUUUAUCUAGGUCAAGAAAACCAGGCAGAAGGAAACUUCACCGAAUCAUGUAGCAGUGUUAAGCAUAUUCGAUUUCUGAGCCAAAAUUAAAUCAUUUGUGUCUUCAAACUUUCCCUUUUAACUUUUCUUAUAGCACUGUAAUUUUGCAUUUUGGCCAAACAGAGCUCUUUUCUUUUGGCAGACAAAAUCAUGCUUCUGGAAAAACUGAUUUAGAUCCAUGGAAUCUGUCUUCUUUGCAAUAGAGCACUAACAAAGCAUUAUAUAUUUAUUUUACCUGAGUUGCUCUCUUUCAAAAGACUGAUCCAAUGAAAACCUGAAAUCUGCUCUGUCCUAUAUUUUUAUUCAAUAUAUAUAUUUUUACUUAACCAAUUUUCAGGAACUGAAUAAACUCAAAACUUAAGCCAUGAUACUUAAAUGUAAAAUGUUUUAAAAACCAAUUUUAUACUACAUGUUCUUGGGCAUUUGGAAAUAAAACAUAUUUUGGCUCUCAAAAACAA
This is a messenger RNA of Chinchilla lanigera (long-tailed chinchilla), 6764 nucleotides long. RefSeq names its product tRNA-yW synthesizing protein 5 (gene Tyw5). The coding region runs from base 48 to 1046 and encodes 332 amino acids. The record is from RefSeq and is a predicted model, not a curated record. The transcript has 9 exons. Gene Ontology annotation, molecular function: tRNA binding; 2-oxoglutarate-dependent dioxygenase activity. Lineage: Eukaryota; Metazoa; Chordata; Mammalia; Rodentia; Chinchillidae. Gene Ontology annotation, biological process: wybutosine biosynthetic process.